Aspergillus heteromorphus CBS 117.55 is the source of this 820-nucleotide messenger RNA. RefSeq lists its product as uncharacterized. The transcript has a single exon. The coding region runs from base 145 to 594 and encodes 149 amino acids. The record is from RefSeq and is a predicted model, not a curated record. Lineage: Eukaryota; Fungi; Ascomycota; Eurotiomycetes; Eurotiales; Aspergillaceae.
GUCUAAUCUAGGCUGCUAUAGUAUCUGCCGGCUUCGCUUCGGAAUGGUUUCCUGCGUCGGCGUGUCGCAGACAUUCGUCAGUGACUCGCAUUUCCCUGGAAGCCCAGAGAAGCGUUGGUGUAUACGCGACUCUGCUUUCGUAACAUGGUUUCAGACUCGAACUUCACAUUUUCGUCCAAUCCACCAAAUUCACUGCUAUAUACCGGCAAAGCAACAACUUGGCAGCAGUUCAAUUUCUUGCCCAUCCUCCCUUCGUCCGCAGCUGUUGCUUUCCUUAUAUGUACCGUUCUAGAUCGCCCAGCCAAGCCUCCAGAUACCUUAGGGCUAGGACUUCAUUGUCCGCCCAAGCCAAACGGGAUUCCAACGGCAGCAAAGGUACGAAUGGGUCCCCUGUACAGGCCAUUAUCUGGAGUACAAGGUCCACUGCAUGUGAACACGUGGAUUAUUUCUGGCCUCGGUGUUACCCAAGAAAGGCGAGAAUUAAGGAAAGCGGGGAGAGCUCCGGACAAUAGUGCCAGCAAACCUAAUGCUCCUUCUUCUUGCAGAGGCUGCAUUGAACCGUUCUCCACGGCUGCUGUCGAAUCGGAAUCUUGACAGUUGGAUAGCCGCCGGCGACCGCGAAGGGAAAAAUCGAGGCGGAAUGCUUCCUCCAAUGCCAGCGUUUCCUGUUGUGAUCUACACGCAGCAUCCUUGCACGGCGCCCCUGUCGACGCGGUCGGGAUCCAGUUUUGCUUUUCCAAGGCAAGUCAGCAACGGCCAGAACAGAGAGGUCUGAGCAAUCUUCAAUAGGAAAAAGCAGGUGGGGGGAAACGGUCCCGGG